AUGGUCUUAGGUACCGUGUUGCUCUGGUUGGCAUUUGCCGCUCUACUGGCCGUUGGUAUUGCACUGAUUGUUCAUUUUAAGAAAGAAGAACUCCAAGAGAAUGCGCCUCGAAUCGGUGGUAUCGUGUGUGUUUGUCUGUCAGUGCCAUGCCUCAUAACCGGUGCAAUCAUGAUACACGCGGUGGUGCUGGUCAAAGAGGCUAUCGAUGAGACCAAUCAUCCAAAGUUGUUUCGAACGGAAGAGCUUCGAGAUGUAAGUCUCUUCCAUCGAUCACAAUGUUCUAAAUUGUUUGACCAAAGUUUAAACCAAUCUUGUGAAGUUUGGUUUUGA
This is a messenger RNA of Echinostoma caproni, 330 nucleotides long. Lineage: Eukaryota; Metazoa; Platyhelminthes; Trematoda; Plagiorchiida; Echinostomatidae. The record is from the annotation of a GenBank genome assembly.